UCACAUGACCAUUUUCAGCCAAUCAGGUGCGGCGGCUCCGGUAGAAUUGCGGAUUCAAAACUGUAUCGGUUAAAUUUGUUACAAAGUUGCGAGCGAGACUUCGAAUUAAUUACUGUUUCGCGGGGCGACGUAUCUGAAACCUUCGUUGCUGAUUUCAUGAUCAAAAUGUCUCAGAAACAUAUCUACUACUCUGAUAAAUACACAGAUGAUCAUUAUGAAUACAGGCAUGUGGUUUUACCGCGGGAACUGGCCAAACAGGUGCCCAAAUCCCAUCUGAUGUCCGAGGAUGAGUGGAGGAGACUGGGCGUGCAGCAGUCACUGGGAUGGGUCCAUUAUAUGAUCCAUGAGCCUGAACCUCAUAUUCUGCUGUUUAGGAGACCUCUACCAAAACAAUGAUGUCUUUUUCCUACUUAUCUGGAACGUUCCUGUGGAUGAAUCUGGUAUUCAGUGAAUACUUGUGAACUUUACCACGUUUCUGGACUCCUGUGGACACGAUGCUGUGUUUGACAGCGUUUAUGCACGGACAGAGAAUCAAGGGGAAUAUGGGAAUGUAUUUUCAGUGAAAAUUGGAGGGCUCUUAACUCAUCAAAAAUCAUGUGACCAAAAGUGCCUCUUGGGGUGAAGCUAAACCUUUAAAGAUGUGUGUGAAAUAAAAAUCUGUGAUGCAUUAUCAGUGUUUAAGAAACUUAAAUUGGUGUUCUUUAUGGCAGACCAAAAGAAAAUGAAACUUAUUUGGUUAAAAAAGAUGUACUGUAAGUGCAAGUUCAUUUGUGUGUAUCUAAAUACUGUCCUUCUGUUAGGUUGUGUAUUAGCUGAGAUUUGGAUAAUUCUCAGGUUAAAACUCUGGUUUGCAUGUGAUAUUUCAGGGAAGGCUAUUGUAUACUGUAAAGAUGUUUUAUAUGUUUAAAUGGUGCUCGUAUUAUGUAUAGGAUGUGCACGCUUACAGUAUUUUAAUGUGAUGAAAGGUAGCUAUAAAGGAAGAGCACUCUCAUAAGAAAAAAUAUCUUUAUAGACUUUAUGACAGCACUAUCUGCUGCUGUGCAACUUGAGAACAUUUGGAAAAUGUUGACAGUGUUUAUAAAGCAAGAACAAAUAUUUUGGCCCUUUAUUACAAGAAAAAUUAUGACUAUAAUUUGUUUGAUUCUCGAUUAUAUUCUUGCUACUUUUUGUAAUAAAUGCAGCCUUGUAUAAGUGU
This is a messenger RNA of Myxocyprinus asiaticus (Chinese sucker), 1195 nucleotides long. Its product is annotated as cyclin-dependent kinases regulatory subunit 2-like. NCBI's taxonomy places the organism in Eukaryota, Metazoa, Chordata, Actinopteri, Cypriniformes, Catostomidae. The record is from RefSeq and is a predicted model, not a curated record. Gene Ontology annotation, cellular component: SCF ubiquitin ligase complex; cyclin-dependent protein kinase holoenzyme complex. The transcript is spliced from 3 exons. Bases 157 to 396 code for a protein of 79 amino acids. Gene Ontology annotation, molecular function: ubiquitin binding; protein kinase binding; cyclin-dependent protein serine/threonine kinase activator activity. Gene Ontology annotation, biological process: regulation of mitotic cell cycle.